GCAGAAAAUAGCAACACACCAGCAGCAGGACCAACAACUCCACACCCACCUACAAGACAAGCAAGACCAGUCGAUCAAAACAAUAACGAUAAACCCAACAAGCAAACCCAACAAAGAUUCACCACAUUAAAAAAAGUCAUCAAUCAAAUAAAUAAACACAUUCAAAGACUGCAAACUGCAGUCGCUGAAAAAAACAAUCAUAUCAACCAACUCAAAGCUCAAGUCAUAGCUAUACCACCUAAUAAAACUGGAACAGCCAACAACAGGAUCAAACUACCAAAACCCAUAACCUUCAACAGAACUAAAUCCAAAUUAAAGACAUUUUUGGUCAACAUAGAAAUAUAUAUCAAAGCCAACCAGAUCACCCAUAACAAAAAGAAAAUAAUCUUUGUAGCAUCAUGCUUUACCAAUGCAACAGCAGAAUAG
Molecule: messenger RNA, 426 nt
Organism: Talaromyces rugulosus
Lineage: Eukaryota; Fungi; Ascomycota; Eurotiomycetes; Eurotiales; Trichocomaceae
Exons: 1
Source: RefSeq, a predicted model, not a curated record